Molecule: messenger RNA, 1391 nt
Organism: Oryza sativa Japonica Group (Japanese rice)
Lineage: Eukaryota; Viridiplantae; Streptophyta; Magnoliopsida; Poales; Poaceae
Product: MADS-box protein SOC1
Biological process (GO): positive regulation of transcription by RNA polymerase II
Cellular component (GO): nucleus
Molecular function (GO): protein dimerization activity; RNA polymerase II cis-regulatory region sequence-specific DNA binding; DNA-binding transcription factor activity, RNA polymerase II-specific
Source: RefSeq, a predicted model, not a curated record
AGUCAUCCUUGGAGCCUUUCCUUUCUAAGUAACAAAUUAACCUCUCUCCUCUUUCUUUCUUUCUUUCUUUCUUUCUUUCUUUCUUUCUUGCUCUCAUCUAGAGUACCCUUUUUUUAUUAUAAUUAUAAGAAGAGAAAUUAAGCUGAUGUGAUUUGUCUGCCCCGGCCACAAAUCCAUUCAUCGAUCUAUGGACUACCAGCUGCAGCUAGGCUAGAUCCAUCCAUCAGCUGGGUAGCUGAGAGUUGAGUUGAAGAAGCACAAGAGGCUAGGUAGCUCAUGGCGGCGGCGGCUGCAGGCAUGGGCGGCGGAGGAGGGGUGCAGCAUCAGGAGACGACGACGACAGUGGUGCAGGUAGCGGCGGAGGCGAGUCGGAAGAAGGUGGAGGUGAGAUCUGCAGGGCGGCGCGGGCGGCGGGAGAUGCGGCGGAUCGAGGACGCGACGAGCAGGCAGGUGACGUUCUCGAAGCGCCGGAGUGGGCUGCUGAAGAAGGCGUUCGAGCUGUCGGUGCUCUGCGACGCCGAGGUUGCUCUCAUCGUCUUCUCCCCUCGCGGCCGCCUCUACCAGUUCGCUUCUGCCUCCUCCGACUUGCAGAGGACAAUCGAUCGCUACCUGAACCACACAAAAAACUCAUCUGCACAUGAAGAAGGAGAGGAAUCAUGCGUCCAGAAGUGGAGAUCGGAGGCUACAACCCUGGGAAAGAAGAUAGAAGCAAUUGAGGGCUACAAGAGUAAGCUGUUGGGGGAAGGCCUGGGGUCGUGUUCAGUGCAGGAGCUACAAGAGCUUGAAGUGCAGCUGGAGAAGAGCUUAUGUAGCAUCAGGCAAAAGAAGCAAAAGAUGCUGAUGGAUCAGAUUUUGGAGCUCAGGGAGAAGGAGAUGAACCUCUUGAAGGAGAAUAUGGUACUCCGUGAUCAGUGUAAGGCUCUGUCAUCGCCAUGGUCGACGUCUGUGGGAGAGCUGAAGAAUAAGCAGGCGGAUGAUGAUGUUCAUCGUCAUGAGGAUUAUUCCGGCGGCGGCGUACGCGACGACGAUGAUCGGCGCAUGAUGGAGGACGUGGAGACAGAUCUGGUCAUCGGACGCCCGGGAUCGAUAUGAUGAACGAGCAGCGCUGGCUAACUUCAUCUAUCCAAUCAAGAAAACUCUGUAUAUGUAGUUCGGCUGGCAGCUAAGCUACAAUACUGAAUAACGUAACAAUUAUAGUUUUUUUUAAAAAAUACAGUACAAACGCAGGAACUCAGAAUACAACAAUCACCCAUCUCUAUAAACUCAUACAUACACUUUGUAUCUCUAUAAGCAUUUUUGAAAGACUUGAUAUCUUGAGAUUGAAGAAUAUAUAUGUAUCAACAUACAUAUGUAUGGAUGCAGUGAAAUCGAUCGAUCGUUCGAUAUGCGUA